GUUCGGAACCCCUCCCCCACCGCGGGCGCUCGGAGCCCGUUCCUGUCCCCGCACAGUUCUCCCUCCCUGGUUCCCACCAGGGAUGGCGGCGCGGACUCCGGCGGGCGCCUUGGUCCUGGCGCUCUGGGUUUGGUCGCUGGCUCCGGCGGGGGCGCUGGACGCCAUGGGCCCUCACGCGGCGGUCCGUCUGGCCGAGCUGCUGACCCCGGAGGAGUGCGGCCAUUUCCGGUCGCUCCUGGAGGCGCCCGAGCCCGACGUGGAGGCCGAGCUGUCCCGGCUUUCUGAAGACCGGCUGGCGCGGCCGGAGCCGCUCAACACCACGUCGGGGUCUCCGAGCCGGCGGCGGCGGCGGCGGCGGCAAGAGGCGGCCGAGGACCGGGCGGGCGGGGCGGCAGGGUCCGGGGAGGUCUCCGAUGGCUGCCGGGAGGCGCUGGCGGCCUGGCUGGCCCCCCGGGCCGUGUCCCUGUCCUGGGACCGCCUGGCUCGGGCCCUGCGGCGCAGCGGCCGCCCCGACGUGGCCAGGGAGCUGAGCAAGAACCUCCACCAGCAGGCGACGCUGCAGCUGCGCAAAUUCGGGCAGCGCUUCCUGCCUCCUCCCGGCGCCGCCGCCCGACCGCCCGAUCCCUCGGCCUCGCGCCCCGGGCGCGCCGCAGUCCAAGCGCUGGACUGGGACGCGCUGGAGCUGAUCGUGGAGCGCCAGCCUCUGCCCCGGUACAAGCGGAGCCCCACGGCUUGGGCGGGGCCGCUGGCGCUCGGCCUUCUCACCGGCUUCUUGGGGGCGCUGAGCACCGGGGCGCUGCUCGUCCUGCUCACGCUGUGGAUCACGGGCGGCGACGGCGACCAGGCGUGGCCCGCCAGCUCCCGCCCGCCCGCCACGGUGCAGGGCUGGUGGGAAACAAAGCCGCUCCUUCCUAAAUAGCGGCGCGCGGCCCCUGGAAGCCUGGCUGCAGAUGCGCCAGAUCCUCCCUCACCCAGUGCCCUUGCCCUCAGCGGUAAAAUGGAAGCAAAGUCCUGCGUGAGUGGUGCUUUGGACGGUUUAUAAACGUUAUGAAAUACCGAAAGGACAGAGCAGUUUUUUAAUCCGUUGGAAGGGAGCGGCGUCACCCGUGGGACUGCCGGUGGAAGAGGGGCUCCGGUGCCAGUCUCCCAGAGUGGCAGGCACACCGCCCAAUUUUUGUCAGCUUAGUUCCUUUUUUUUUUUUUUUUUGAGACGGAUCCUCGCUCUGUUGCCCAGGCUGAGGGCAGUGGUGCAAUCUCUGCUCACUGAAACUUCUGCCUCCCAGGUUCAAGGAUUCAAGCGAUUCUCCUGCCUCAGCUUCCCUAGUAGCUGGGUCUACAGGCACGCGCCACCACAACCCGCUAAUUUUUGUGUUUUUAGUAGAGAUGGGGUUUCGCCUUGUUGGCCAAGCUGGUCUCCAACUCCUGGGCUCAAGUGAUCCGCCUGCCUGGCCUCCCAGAGUGCUGGGAUUCCAGGCGUGAGCCACCGCGCCGGGCAGAUUCCUUCUGAGCUUGCAAUUAUUCUUCCACGAAGAGCUACCACUUACUGAGCACGGCGUGCCAGGCCUCAUGCCAAGCAGUUACAUACAUUAUUUGAUGUACUCUUCAAAACCCAAGAAGGAAGGUAUUACUCCAUCACACAUGCGUAAACUCUGCCACAGCUCGUUAGUGGCAUAGUCAUGUUCUCGAACUUAUGGCCACCUGACCUGAAAGUUUGAGCUCAGAAGGAAAGGUGUGUGCGCGAUAAGGGGCUUGAAAAACAUGAUGGGGACCAGAACAAGAUGUGCAGCGCCCCGUCGGGGCUACUUUAGGGCCCUGCUGGAGUGUGCGGAAGCAGCACCAUUAGAAAGGGGUGUGCCCACGUGCAGGGCGCCGCCUCCAAGGUGCUGCCCCCCUCAGGCAAGGCCUCCUGACAGGCUGAGUGGAGUCCUGAACCUUUCCCACACACCUGGGAGUGGCUAGGGCACUGCCAGCCCCGGUGAGCCUUCGGGCAGACUCUGUCCCCGCCAUAGGACAGAGUGGGGUCCUACGAGGUGAUGGUGCCUGUUCACCCUGGGCUUCAGUGUGAGGGGCAAUGACAGAAUGACAGGCCAGUCCAAGAGGAGAGUU
This is a messenger RNA of Callithrix jacchus (white-tufted-ear marmoset), 2106 nucleotides long. RefSeq names its product transmembrane and death domain 1 (gene TMDD1). The record is from RefSeq and is a predicted model, not a curated record. Gene Ontology annotation, biological process: signal transduction. Gene Ontology annotation, molecular function: protein binding. NCBI's taxonomy places the organism in Eukaryota, Metazoa, Chordata, Mammalia, Primates, Cebidae.